Ostrinia furnacalis (Asian corn borer) is the source of this 617-nucleotide messenger RNA. It is a transcript of the gene Trs20, whose product is annotated as trafficking protein particle complex subunit 2. NCBI's taxonomy places the organism in Eukaryota, Metazoa, Arthropoda, Insecta, Lepidoptera, Crambidae. The transcript has 3 exons. Gene Ontology annotation, biological process: endoplasmic reticulum to Golgi vesicle-mediated transport. The record is from RefSeq and is a predicted model, not a curated record. Bases 92 to 511 code for a protein of 139 amino acids.
AAUGUUGCGAUCUCAAAAAAAAUGAGAAUUUCUAUUGCAGUCGUGUUUGAAUUAAAUUUGUAUUAAUAGUAGAGCAUUUAAAAAUCAUAAAAUGGCUGGAACAUAUUACUUCGUUAUAGUAGGUCAUUCAGAUAAUCCAAUAUUUGAAAUGGACUUCAUUCCCGUGACGAAAGAUGCCAAGAAAGAGGACAACAGGCAUUUAAAUCAGUUCAUAGCGCAUGCAGCGUUAGAUCUAGUCGACGAGCAUAUGUGGAAAGUUACCAACACCUAUCUCAAAUCAGUGGAUAAGUUCAACCAAUGGUUCGUGUCUGCAUUCGUUACUGCCAGUCAGAUGCGAUUCAUAAUGGUCCACGACGCUCGCAACGAAGAUGGCAUCAAGAAUUUCUUUACUGAUGUUUAUGAGGCCUACAUCAAGUUGAUGCUGAACCCCUUCUACAAAGAAGACACUCUCAUAACACUCCCUGCGUUUGAGAAGAAAGUCCAAUUCCUUGGCAAGAAAUACCUAACAUGAUCAUUGUUGGAUUUAGUUGUUAAAUUAAUUUAAACAUAUAAUAAUUAUUGUAAAUAUUCUUACAUUAAGCUAUACAAUAAAACUCCUUACUUACUUAUUUUCCAAA